AUGUUUAAAAACUACAUACCUUUAUUUGGUUCAGUCCUUGAAGUAAUGGAUCAUAUAAUUGAAUCGUAUGAUGAUGUUCAACAUAACGAAAAGUUAUGUCUUGUUAUGGUGGAUAGAGUUGAAAUUGUGAAAGCAUCAGUUUCAAGAUUAAUACGCCAUUAUAAAGAAGAUGAAAAUAAGUUUCGUAAACAAGAUUAUUUUAAAGCAUUUGUUCGACUUGACGAAACUUUGAAGAAUAUUAGAGCAUUUAUUGCUGAAGUUUCGAGUUAUUCAAACUUCCGAAAAACCCUUUUUCGUAAAAAUAUUAAAGAAGAUUGUCAAGAUCUUUUAGAUAGAUUAGAAUAUACUUGUAAUGCUUUACAAUUCGGAAUAGUUAUAUCCGAAGCAGAUAAACAAAAAGAAGAAAAAUAUUUAACUGAAGCUAUGAAAAAAGCACUUCAGGAAUUGGGAGUUAUAAAAAAUAAACAAGAUUAUUGGGCAUCUUUGGUUCAAGUAAACGAAAUAAAAAAACAAAAAAUUGAACAUGUAAAAAAGAUUGAGCCCGCCGAAUUAAGCGAUGGUUUGUUUGAAAAUUCUAUCGAAACUCGAGGAAAAAUAAUUAAGAAAUAUUUGAAUGUAACUAUUCCCGUAGCUUGUAAACCAGUUAAUUAUGAACCUGAUUCAGACGAGGGAAAUAAAGAUACUGCAAAAAUUGAAGAAGAAAAGAAGUUUAGAAAUAAUUUAACUAUUUUAAGUAAAUUACACUCUUCUGAUAAAAUUAUCCGAUUUCAUGGAAUUUCAUCUUUAAAUGGAAAAUGUUUUUUAUUAUUUGACUGGGCUGAAAAAGGAAAUUUAAAAAACUUAUAUGAAAAUGGAGUUAUUCCAUGGAAUACUAAACUUAAAUAUGCUAAAGAUAUUUCUGAAGGAUUAUUCUUUUUACGUACAAUGCAAAUCUAUCAUCACGACGUGCGAUGUGAAAAUGUUUUGAUUACGUGUAAUGAUGGAGCUAUGACAGCAAAACUUGCUAAUUUUGAACUUAGUCGAGAAACCACUUGGAUUACAAGUGUAGUUGAAAACAUUGCAGUAUUAAUUCGUUGGAUGGCUCCAGAAAAAAUUGAUGAUAAAGGAAAUUCAAGUACACAAAUAUAUUAUUCACCCGAAUGCGAAGUUUAUAGUUUCGCAUUGACUCUUUGGGAACUUUCAUUCCAAAAAUUUCCAUAUAUGGAUAUAGAAGUAGAUAAAAUUUAUCAUCAUGUUCUAGACGGUAAUCGAGAACAUUUAAAUUUCCCCAAUGAAUCUAAGGAUAUUACAGGAUGUUUUAAAACUAUUAUCGAAAAAUGUUGGAAAAAAGAAGCAAUGCAAAGAUUAAAGAUUAAUGAAAUAUAUAUUGAACUCAAAAAACUUUUGGAAAGACAAAAUAAUCAAAAUAAUGAAAUUUCGCCACCUAAUUCUGAAUUAGGGGUAGGAGAAAAACUACAGAAAAUUUUGAGAUGUUUUGAAUUUUAUGUUUCUAUUGAUAAUACUGUUGCAUUAUAUUGGAAAGCAAAUUAUCAUGAACAUAUUGAAAGAGAUGAAUUUCAAGCUUUAAAACUUUAUAGAGAAGCAGCUGAUAAAGGAAAUUCCGAUUCCCAAUGUCUAUAUGCUAUGAAGUUAAAGGACAAGCAACAUCCGGAACUUAACUCUAAAAUUUUAGAUUAUUUUAGAAGAUCGGCUGAACAAGAAAAUGAAAGUGGUUUAUAUUUGUACGGAAAAGCAUUAUACGAAGGUGAACAUGUAACUCACAUUUUAUUAGCAGAAUUUGAUAUUGAUAAAGGUUCUUCUUUAACUCAUCAAUAUCCUUUUGCAACUGGUACAGAUGAACACUUAUUAGCAGAAUUAAUGUUACCAGAUGGAGCACAUUUACGUACAGAAGAUUGGACGGUAUUCUUUUUAAAUCAAAAAAUUCCAGAUCCCGAUAAAAUUUCAAUAGAAAAUAUAGAAAAUGAAGAAAAUUUCAUAAAUAAUUUACUUGACAAAUCUCAAAAAGAUAAUGAACAAGAAAAACCUUUACUUUACGCUUUAAAUUUAGUAAGGACAAGGCAUGAUAAAGAAGCUAGAAGAGGAGCUGUUGUGAAAGCCAUGGCGAUUUGUACUAGACAUCAAUAUUUGCACAUAUAUAAGCCGGCUCUUUUAUUAGCAUUAGAUAAAUAUUUUCAAGAACCAUCAGUAGAAAUUCUUGCAUCACUUUAUAAAGCAGUAAAUUCAAUGGAUUGUAAUUAUAUGCCAAUAUUUAAUGCACAUGAAAAAGCAAUAUUAAGAGCAUCAGAGAAUAAAGAUAUGUUUGAAGAAAAAUUUAUACCUUAUGAAAAUAAAGAAAAUAAUAUAUAUAUGAAUAAUGAAGAUUUUAUACCAGUCAGUGAAGAAGAGAAAGAAAAAUUAGAAAAGGAACGAUUAGCAAAUUUGAAGAAGGGAACAUAUAUUGAUUUAAUGCCAAACUUAAAUAAAAAUAAGGAUAGACAUUUCUUGGAAACGAAGAUUGUAUAUAAUGGAAUUACAUUACCAAUUAGAGUUCCACUCACUGUAAAUCCGGAAGAAGUUGGUGAUUUCACAUUGAUAAAAUUAAUAACAACAUUUUCACCCUCAUCUCCUACACCAUUUAAUCAUGCGUUUCAUCCACAUUUGGAUUCAAGUGGAAAUCAAACUCAUCCAAUAAUUUUAUUACUUAAUGCAUUACUUACACAAAAACGAAUUAUAUUUUUGGGACAAGGACAUCCAUCGGGAGACGUAGCAAAUUAUGUAUUAUCAGCUUGUGCGAUGGGAAGUGGAAGUGGUGGAGUAUUAAGAGGAUUCACCGAAAGAGCAUUUCCUUAUACCAAUUUGACUAAUGUUGAUGAUUUACUUAAAGUACCUGGGUUUAUCGCGGGAGUAACCAAUCGAAUAUUUGAAGAUCAUAGUUCAUGGUGGGAUGUUUUAUGUAAUAUUGAUACAGGAAAAAUUACGGUCAGUAAAGAUAUUUCCACACCUUCAUAUGGAACAAAACCUGAUGAAAAGAUAGAAGAUGGGGCGAGAUCACCUUCAUCAUCCAGUAAAACGGAUUCAUGGGGAAGUAAAACUGAAUCUUGGGGUAGAGAGAAAUGGGAUACUACUGAUAAUGAAUUUAUGUCUGAGGUAAUUUAA
Diversispora eburnea is the source of this 3135-nucleotide messenger RNA. Lineage: Eukaryota; Fungi; Glomeromycota; Glomeromycetes; Diversisporales; Diversisporaceae. The record is from the annotation of a GenBank genome assembly.